AUGAAGACUCGGCAGAACUUGCUUUUGAUGAUCAUAGCUAGUGCAGCGGUUUUCAGCUUUGCCACCGCUUGCUCCAAUGGACAGUGCAAGCUUUUAGAACAAUGCUCAUCAGACGGAGAUUGUGAGGCAGGGCUUUUCUGCUCCUCUUGCCCAGAAGCCUUUACCGGCUCUAGAUGUAUAAGAUCAACCAUUACAGACCAAUUCAAGCUUUUGAACAAUUCUCUGCCAUUCAACAAGUAUGCGUUUUUGACAACCCACAAUGCUUUUGCUAUUGAGGGAGAGCCUUCUCAUACUGGAAUUCCUCGCGUUACCUUCACAAAUCAAGAAGAUACUAUCACUCAACAGCUAAAUAACGGGGUUCGAGCCUUAAUGCUCGAUACGUAUGAUUUUAAAGGAGAUGUGUGGUUGUGCCACUCUUUCAACGGAAAAUGCCAUGACAUUACUGCAUUUGUAAGCAAACCCAGAACUAACUAUAGAUACCAGCUCAUGGAGAUCAUGAGAGCAUUUUUAUCAGCCAACCCAGCAGAAAUUGUCACAUUGAUAUUAGAGGACUAUGUUGAAGCUCCAAAUGGAUUGACAAAUGUCUUCAAAGCUUCUGGGUUGAUGAAAUACUGGUUUCCAGUGACAAGCAUGCCCAAAAAUGGUCAGGACUGGCCACUGGUUAGUGACAUGGUUGCUAAGAACCAAAGACUACUUGUAUUUACUUCAAAAAGUGCCAAGGAACAAUCUGAAGGGAUUGCAUACCAAUGGAACUACAUGGUUGAAAACCAAUAUGGGGAUGGUGGAAUGAAGCCAGGAAAUUGUCCAAAUAGAGGAGAAUCAGCACCUCUAAAUGACAAGACUAAAUCAUUGGUGUUGGUUAAUUAUUUUACUUCCAUUCCCAUCAAGCAAGUCAGCUGUGCAAUUAACUCUGGGGAUCUGAUUAAAAUGCUCUACACUUGUUAUGGUGCGGCUGGCAACCGAUGGGCUAACUUCGUCGCUGUCGAUUUUUACAAGAGGAGUGAAGGAGGAGGGUCGUUUCAAGCUUUAGACACCCUGAAUGGGGAGCUCUUGUGUGGAUGCAAUGAUGUACAUGCAUGUGUGCCAGGAUCAACUCCAGGGUCUUGCCAGCCAUAG
Molecule: messenger RNA, 1116 nt
Organism: Prunus armeniaca (apricot)
Lineage: Eukaryota; Viridiplantae; Streptophyta; Magnoliopsida; Rosales; Rosaceae
Source: the annotation of a GenBank genome assembly